Molecule: messenger RNA, 3402 nt
Organism: Mucor velutinosus
Lineage: Eukaryota; Fungi; Mucoromycota; Mucoromycetes; Mucorales; Mucoraceae
Product: SFM domain-containing protein
Exons: 7
Coding region: 1-3402 (1133 amino acids)
Biological process (GO): protein phosphorylation; mitotic DNA damage checkpoint signaling
Cellular component (GO): nucleus; cytoplasm
Molecular function (GO): protein serine/threonine kinase activity; protein binding; ATP binding
Source: RefSeq, a predicted model, not a curated record
AUGUCUAGGUUUUUAUUAGUCAUAUCACUCUGUUAUUGUACAAUAAGAGCCAGUUUUGCUCAAGAGAUUGGGCUUGGUUCAAUUCAAACAAAUGUGCCGUGGAGAGCAGGACAUGCCUCAGUCUAUUCGAGCCCAUAUGUUAUCAUGUAUGGCGGCUCACAAGACAUAUCAAAUUCAUCCUCAACAAUAGGCUCAAACGAUGUGUGGGUUUGGGACAGCAGAAACGGUUCAUGGUAUAAACCAACGAUUCAGGUACAAGGCGGAGUUGCCAUGCUACCACAGAUCUACUUCAAGGCGACGACCUUACCUAGUCAAGGUCAAGUAGUAGCACUUGUCAGCAACACAACAGGCGGUUCAGCUACGGGUGUACUGCAAAAGUUGGAUAUAAAUAGUUGGUCAUGGAGUUUUCCAACAUCAAAUUUUCAAGCAUCUGCUAGAACAGUUGGAUAUACAAUGCUGACGAUUAACAAUACAAUAUACACCUAUGGAGGAUUAGCAGUGGACGCCAAUGGAUUCGCCAUGUCGAGCUCAGUGCAGAAUUCAUUGUCUCUGAUGGACGUGAAUAGCUUUCAGUGGACAACGGGUUCAAAUGGAUUGGGCUUAACUGAUCACACCACUUGCUUUAUGAAAGCAUGUAAUUGCUUGGUUACAUUUGGUGGAACCUCAACUGGUAACCCGACCGAUGUAACUGAUGCUGUCAACAUGUACGACUUGGAGAAGCGAGUGUGGAAUGUGCAAGGUAUUCAGACUGCUGUCGGUUCAUCUGUUCCAGGAGCCAGGAGACUUCACACUGCCAAUUGUCUUGAUGAUUAUAUGGUGAUCUACGGUGGUGGAACAAGCCAGCCAGCAGACACCGAUGUGUGGAUUCUGAAUGCAACACUGUACCCAACACUCACAUGGCAAAAGAUGACCAUAGCAAAUCAAAGCCAAGGACCAAAUUUGCGCAUGGGGCAUUCAUCCGUGUUGGACGAAGCAAACAAGAAACUAUACAUGUUUGGCGGUUGGGGUGUCAGUGCCACCAACGACUCCAAUGUCUAUGUCUUGGAUUUGAAUCAAUGGAGCUGGACUCGCGUAGCCACCACUGGAUAUCCACCAAAUGCCAUCCCAUCAACCAACACAACGAGCCCUAGCAACAACAAUGAGCCAUCCACCCCAAACAAAUCAAACGCAGGCACGAUUGCAGGUGCUGCUGUGGGCGGCGUUCUAGGUCUGCUGUUAAUUAUAGCGGCUGCAUUGUUCUUUAUUAGAAAGAAAAGACGACAAAGAAACGAGCGAGACAUCAAAGACGAAGUGUCAGAAAAUAUCAGCACACCCACACACCAUCACAAGGACAACCCGUACUCGUACAAUCCCGGUGGAUUCUACUCGACAAACGACAGCGAUGACGAUGACAACGAUGAAGCAUUUGCAGUCAGUAACAAGCGCAUGUCAAAAGCAUGGACAGGCACAAUGAGCACACAUCACUCGCAAAGACGAUCAGAGAUUGGUGAUUCCGGCAGAGUUUAUACCGGCAUGCUGGAAGCUUACAAUGAUGAUGGAACAGUCGCUGCUACUCAUGGUUCCAAAAGUCCCCGCGAAUCGUUCCGAAAUUCCAAGGUUUUGCUGGUUUCACCAACCACAGAGUACAGUGGACAAGGUCAAGUGCCAAAUGAAAUCAUCUCACAAAAGCCCAAUGAAUUCUCUGUGCCUGUUCCAAGGAAGCAGCAGCCUGUGCAACACUUGAUUUCCUCUGCUGAAGAAGGCCCCAAUAGCUCUUCAUUGGACGUAUUGAGGAGCAUCAAGACGAAUGCCAGCAGCAUGAUGAAUCACACUGGAAACAGUCAGUCAGGAGCAGCAUUCAGAAAGAGAGGCGGUGGAGUGCCUGUGACACAUGCUACAGCGAAUGAGGAGGACGAAGAUAACUGGACAUUUGCAGACUCGCUCUCUGUAAAUCCCUACAACAACACAGGAGACAAUGCGCCUCCAAUUCAGUAUAUUCUGCCCAACUCUCACCAACUGAGCACAGCGACAUCCACGCAAACAUGGGACACAAAAGACGCUCAACAGAGACAAUCGCUUGUACAUCAUCAUCACACCAACAACAGCUUGCAAUACCCUUCUUCCACAUUAAACAUGCCUAUGGCACAGACGGUAACACCACCGACAUCCACAAACAAUAGCAGCAGCAGCAAUGUUGCCAGUUCCAGCACCAACAACCAAGUAGACAUCUACAAUUCUAUCAGUCCAUUGGAUGCACUCGCUUCUUUGGGUCAGCAACAACAACAGCAACAACAGCAAUUGCACCAAUUCAAUAAUGAUACGCCAAGCAGUAGUACACACAAUUCUGCCAUGGUCAAAUCGAUUCGUGAUACAUCGGGUAAAGGCAUCAUCACUGCCGAUGUAACCAAUACCGUCACUGCUUCUUCUUCCACAACGCCCGCCUCCUCAUCGACAACCGCCUCUUCAUCCACAUCACAGCCAAACGAUCAAAAAUUCUUGCCAUUAGCACCACUCAUUUCUGCAUUGCCUCGUCGAUAUCAACUUGACAAGACAAAAUCACCCAUCACAGGCCCUACCAACAACAUUCUCUUUGUUACCAAAGAAGACAAGGCUGUCGUCGCUGUCAAAUCAUUUGGCAGACGAGAAGCUUGGGAGAGAGAAUGCCGCAACUUGAUCAAACUGAAAUCACUCUGUGUUGUAGAGAUAUUGGAAGUGCUGACCAUACAAGGCGAGCCAUCACACAUGGACCAAGAAAACCAUCCAGAAGAAGAUGAAGGCGGUAUUCAAUAUGUCACUGUCAUGGAACGUUUGGACGAAACGCUCAGUAGUUAUAUCAGACACAACAGCAAGAAGCCUACCAGUAUUGCAACUAAUGGCAGCAUUGCUAGAGACAUUCUGCGUUGCUUGUCCUGGUGUCAUAGCAACGGUAUUGCAUUCUGUGAUUUGAAACCUAGCAACAUCAUGCAUCAUUAUGACCAGCCUUGGAAACUAAUCGAUUUCGAGGCAAGUCGCACUAUCGACGAAGAAUGCGUUGGUGUCAUUACUCCUAGGUAUUGUCCACCUGAGGUCGCUCGUGCCACUACCUAUGGUUUAGAAGGCGCGAAUGGUGUUGUAGCUACGGCUAGUGUUGAUUUAUGGUCAUUAGGCUGCGUCAUUUAUGAACUGGAAACCAAAAAGGCAUUGUUUGCUAGCAAUAUCAAGGACGAAACCAUACUUCAUUUCGUAUCUCAUCCUUCACCGUCAACACCUAUUCUCAACAACGGUCUUCGCUGGAACGAAAAUAAGGAAUUAGAGAUCCCUCAACUUGAAAGACUGAUUCCCAAUGCACAUACUCGACAAUUAAUUAAAACCCUGCUGAGCAGAGACCCUAGCAAGCGAGGAUCUGCCCCACAAUUAUUGGAGGACCCGUAUUUUUCUCAGUAA